Molecule: messenger RNA, 2045 nt
Organism: Lolium rigidum
Lineage: Eukaryota; Viridiplantae; Streptophyta; Magnoliopsida; Poales; Poaceae
Product: E3 ubiquitin-protein ligase RNF14-like
Exons: 7
Coding region: 75-1874 (599 amino acids)
Biological process (GO): positive regulation of proteasomal ubiquitin-dependent protein catabolic process; ubiquitin-dependent protein catabolic process; protein polyubiquitination
Cellular component (GO): cytoplasm; ubiquitin ligase complex
Molecular function (GO): ubiquitin conjugating enzyme binding; zinc ion binding; ubiquitin protein ligase activity
Source: RefSeq, a predicted model, not a curated record
GGACGAGCAGAAUCGACACCACUCCGCCGAAUCAGGGACUGAUCCCGACUCAACGAUAACUCCGAGCUCCCGUCAUGGCAGCAACUUCCGUCGGCGGCGCGACCUUGCGAGCGGUCGAAUCGCACCGCAUCCCCUCCCCGGAACUGUCAUCCCAGGCAUCCUCAUUGCGCGCCGCAGAGGCAGAGGCGAGGCCGGUGUCGUGUGAUGGCGGCGCCGAGGAGGACGUGGACGUGCUCCACCUGGACUCCCCGUGGGUCGCGGCGGCUGAGGCGGACUCGAGGCUGGAGGAGGCCGCCAUGGCCGCCGCUGCGGCGGGACUCCGUCUUUGCGCCGAGAACGAGGCAGAAGCAGAUGAGAUACGGGAUAACCUGCAGCGACAGGACGACGAGCUGAUGGCAUUGGAAGCAAUAUAUGGGGAUGAUCUUACUGAGCUAGAAAACAAAGGAGCGCUCCGCUAUUUUCAGAUUUGCAUACGUUACGAAUUGCACGAUGGCGCUGAAGUGUGCGCUAGGUUUCAUUCAGUCAAUAGGAAUGGAGAAGAUGGGCGAUGUCCUGAUGAUUGUACAGAACAACAUGAGGAGGAUGAACCAAAUGACUUCUCCUACUCUUGCAACUUUGAGCACCUACCCCCUCUGAUAUUGACAUGCUUACUUCCGCAGUCCUAUCCUGGCAAAGAGCCGCCAUAUUUUGCAAUCACCGCUAAAUGGAUGGACGGGCCUAAUGUUUCUCAGCUGUGUGAGAUGCUUGACACCAUUUGGGCGGAGCUGCCGGGGGAAGAAGUAGUAUACCGAUGGGUUGAGUGGGUACGAGCUUCUUCUUUACUACACCUCGGUUUCGAUACAAAAAUAACAUUAGGUCUAGAUGUUCCUAUGCACAAAGUAGAUAACCGGGCAAUCUCGAGAAGUCUCUCAUUGGAGUCUGUAAUCCCACUGAUGCUCAGUUACAGUAGUAAGAAGUGCUAUCAAGUUUUUCUUGAGGAUCUACAUGUGUGCAUGAUUUGCCUUAAUGAGAGUAAAGGUUCAAACUUCAUCAAGCUGCCGUGCCAGCACAUGUUUUGUGUGAAGUGCAUGGAAACCUUAUGCAGGAUGCAUGUGAAGGAAGGUACUUUGUUUCAGUUAGUAUGCCCUGAUACUAAGUGCAGCGCUUCGAUUCCACCUUAUUUGUUAAAGAGGCUUCUCGGCGAGGAAGAAUUUGAACGUUGGGAUAAGCUUACUCUUGAGAAAGCGUUGAACUCGAUGUCAGACGUGGUCCACUGUCCAAGGUGUGCAAUCGGUUGCGUGGAAGAUGAAGAUAACAAUGCACAAUGCCCAAAAUGUUGCUUUGUAUUCUGCUCGGUGUGCAAGGAUCCACGUCAUCCAGGGAAGCUGUGUCUCACUCUGGAAGAAAAACUUCAGAGACAGCAGGCAUCAGGCAAGGUGGCCACAAGAGGGAUGGUUGAAAUGCUGAGCAUAAAAGUGCUUUACAGCGAUGUUAAAUCAUGCCCAAAAUGCAGAAUGACCAUCAGCAAAACUAAAGGAUGCAAUAAAGUGGUGUGUAUCAGCUGUGGUCAGGCAUUCUGCUUCCUCUGCGGCGAGGCUGCAAUCGGUGGCUAUGCCCAUUUUAGAGGGAAUUGUGGCCUCUUUGAGGAAGAAAAGGACACAAGGGAUUGGGAGAAGCUAAUGAAACAGCUAAGCCGACAAGUUGAAAGACAGCCCGUAGGCAGUACUGUAAAAUGUCCAAAAUGCCGUCAAAAAAUUUAUAAGGAUGAUGAUAAAUAUAUUUUCUGCUGGGCUUGCCAAGCCAGCUAUUGCACAAUGUGCAAAAAGCCGGUCCAGUUUACAGGGGUACAGGGAGAGCACUGGGGUUCACCGGAAUGCAUCGGGACAAAGUUCUAGCGUCAAUUCCCUGCUCCCAUUGUUACACGUUUGUAGGUUAGGUUGUAGUUUUGCGACUUUCACAAUCCUGACAAAUCACUUGAACAUGAUAUAUAUUACAAGCAAGGGGAAUUAUAUAUUGACCAUGCAUGGUAAAUUACUUUUAUGGUAUUAUUACUCUCUUUCAUCUUC